Folsomia candida is the source of this 835-nucleotide messenger RNA. RefSeq names its product pupal cuticle protein C1B. Bases 147 to 659 code for a protein of 170 amino acids. The transcript has 3 exons. NCBI's taxonomy places the organism in Eukaryota, Metazoa, Arthropoda, Collembola, Entomobryomorpha, Isotomidae. The record is from RefSeq and is a predicted model, not a curated record.
AUGCUUAAGUUCUAGCUAUGCAUACGCCUUGAAUGCACCAAAGUUUCCUCUUCCUAUAUAAGCUGGCCAGUGGGUUGAAACAAUAUCAGUUAUCCAAAAACUUUCAGUACAGUUUCAAUACAUAAAAUAUUGCUCUCUAAAUUACAAUGUUUGCCAAGACGAUCAUCCUCUGCACCGUGGUCGCUGCUGCAGCAGCCAUUACUCCAGGAUACUUGGAUGGUGCUUUGGCCCUUGGAGCCCAAUCUGAACACACCGUCCGAGGAUUUGCAGGACUUAGCUCUGUCUCCAAACAAGCCAAGGCGAUUGAUUCUCCCUACUCUUCCGUUCGAAAAACCGAUAUCCGAGUUACCAACGAUGGUGCCUAUGGAUAUGCCGCUCCAGCUUUCGGAUAUGCCUCCCCCGCGCUUGCCCAUCAUGGGUAUGCUGCCCCCGCUCUUGCGCACCACGGAUAUGCCGCUCCCGCUCUUGCCCAUCACGGAUAUGCCGCUCCCGCUCUUGCCCACCACGGAUACGCCGCUCCAGCGCUUGCGCAUCAUCAUGGAUAUGCUGCUCCCGCUCUUGGUCACCCGGUGGCUCAUGGUUUGGGUGUAGCUUAUUCUCCAGCAACCGCUGUUGCAACUUCAACUUUCUCUGGAUACGGAAUCCACUACGGGUAUUAAUUAACCUGAUAACCCACUUAGUCAAUCAACCCUCAAAAUUUCACCUUAAUGUUUCACGAACUUGUCCAUUUUAAAUUAUUGAAUUUUAAAUGUAAAUAAUUAUUUUAUCAAUUUGAUAGUAGCAUUACGAAAAUAAAAAUGGCUUACAGUUGUUUAACUGGUGCAUUGUCCACCUA